Molecule: messenger RNA, 1169 nt
Organism: Carassius auratus (goldfish)
Lineage: Eukaryota; Metazoa; Chordata; Actinopteri; Cypriniformes; Cyprinidae
Product: transmembrane protein 79-like
Exons: 4
Biological process (GO): regulated exocytosis
Cellular component (GO): lysosomal membrane; trans-Golgi network membrane
Source: RefSeq, a predicted model, not a curated record
AGCUCAGACCUCCCAGAGCCCAGCGAGCUCCACAGCUUUGAUGGAGAUCAGCCGGAGAGCGACCGGACGGAGACGCAGGAGAAGCCACGGGACAUCAGUGACGGCUCGCUCGCUGAUGACGAGGACGAUGGAGAACAGCUCCAGGACGCCUGGUGUCCAGAGAAAGCCGCGCAGGCGUUCACACCGAACGUGAUGAUCGUGCAGCCGACGGGACACGAGGACGUCCAGAAGCACAUCGAGAUGGAGAAGAUUCCUCUGUAUGUGCACAGCUUCCACACGAACCCUCCUGAACACUUCCACCCGCCGUGGAUCGAUGACAUAGACAAACCCCAAAACAGUUGUGUGGACGCUAUGCGAUUGUGUGUUUGUGUAACGGCUGCCGCGGUGUUUUUCCCGUUACUAACAUGGGGAGGAUACAAGCUCCUCCCCUUUGAUGCCCCUCCCCUCGACAGCUCCGCCCUCAGACUGAUCUACACACUGCGCUGUGCAUUCUUUGCCAUCAUUCCCAUCGUGCUGGGAGUGCUGGUUCAGGGUGUGUCUCGUGUGAGGUUCGGGACGCUGAAGCCUCUGUUUGACGGGACGUGGGAGAAUCGUGAGGUGGUUGUUCACCAUCAUUUCGUGCGAGACUCGCUGCACCUGUACCUGCUCUACUUCCUGCAGCUCGCGGUCAUGGCAACGUACACCCAACAGGAAAUGCUCAAACUGGUGCCGCUCCUCACCAUCAUCUUCGUCCUCGGCAGGUUGAUCUACUGGGUGUGUGUUGUGUUCGGCAGCAGUGUACGAGCGUUUGGAUUCGCUCUCUCCUUCCUGCCUCUGCUUGUUCUGCUGGGCGCAAACCUUUAUUUCAUUGGCUCAGUGAGCGGACAGGAGGCGGUGUUUCAUUUGGCCCCGCCCCCAACAGCUCCGCCCCCUAAACAGAGGUGGUGGGGCUGAAAACCACUUCUGAAUAAAAAGUGAGUGCUUUACCGCAGACUUCACAUCCAUCCAUCCAGAAGAUCAAAACAUAAAGACUGAAUGAAAGACUCCGCUCGCACUGAAAGGAAGAGAGGAUGAAUGAGACGAAACUCAAUGUGUGUCAUGAGACAAAACCAGUUUGACUGCUGCAAACGCUCCCGAUUCAGCCUUUCAGGAAAUCUGACCUGAGUAGUGACUCACUAUGACUUCACACA